This is a messenger RNA of Periconia digitata, 420 nucleotides long. The record is from the annotation of a GenBank genome assembly. NCBI's taxonomy places the organism in Eukaryota, Fungi, Ascomycota, Dothideomycetes, Pleosporales, Periconiaceae.
ACCGUCUACCUGAGGCUUUCACCUCUCCUUCAAAUCAUGGCCGGCAUUAAGACCAUCAUCGGCCUUUCCUUCAUCCUGGCAAUAGGCUUCCUCCUCGUCAUUUUGAGUGCCGCACUCUUCAAAAACUACCUUACCCUUCUCGUCGUCGCAACUUACGUUAUCGCACCGCUGCCGAAUUGGCUAUGCGGGCGCGCCGCCAACCACGAUGAUUUCAUGGAAAGCUCGGGAAGUGGAGUCGUGGACUUUGGAAGGUUCCUGACUGGAUUCUUCGUGGUGAUGGGUAUCGCCCUUCCAGCUCUUUUGUAUCAUUCUGCGACUAUCGAAGGCGGCGCAGCGGCCAUGUCGGUUGUCGGCGGUCUGUUGAUCUACGCUACUAUUAUCAGUUUCACGCUGUUCUUCCAGGAGGACCAAGAUUUCUGA